AUGGGCGACGAUGCAAACGUCGAGGCGAUCAGCAAUGUGCCAAAAACCAUUCCAACAGCAACGCCGGGAGGUGUCCCGCUGACCUCAUCCCAAGACGCUGCUCGAUCAGCCCCCGACGCCGGCCCCCUAACCGCAGAGCCUCACCACACGAGCCUUCUCGGGCGAAUAUGGACCGUUAUCAACUGGAUGCCUCCAUGGUGUCGCUGGGACAAGGAGAAGCCGCCCGAGUUCUCCAUGGGCCUCAACGUUCUCUUCGCUUUUGCUGGUGCCUUCACUGUCGCCAAUCUCUAUUACAACCACCCCAUCUUGAACAUCUUGGCCGAGGACUUCAACGUCCCCUUCCUUACCGUGUCCCGUGUCCCGACACUCAUGCAGGCCGGCUAUGCAGUCGGCUUAGGUCUCGUGUGUCCCCUAGGCGACCUCUUCCCGCGCAGACCAUACACUCUGGGACUGGUCUUCCUUACGGCGACUCUUUGGAUCGGUCUUUGCGUAACCCAUGAUUUCAAUGCCUUCCUGGUCAUUUCAUUCAUCACCGCCAUCACCACCGUCACGCCUCAGAUCAUGCUGCCUUUGGUCGGCGAGCUGGCACCGCCCAAAAAGCGCCCACUCGCUCUCUCUAUCGUUGUGUCUGGCAACAUGAUGGGUAUCGUCCUUGCCCGCAUCCUCUCCGGCAUCGUCACCCAGUACACCCACUGGCGCACCAUCUACCUCAUUGCCCUGGGCCUGCAGUAUCUGAUCUUCGCUGCUCUGUGGCUAUUUAUGCCCGACUACCCCUCCUCCAAUCCCGCAGGUAUCAACUACUUCCGCAUGCUCUGGUCCAUCUUGCUCCUCUGCCGAAAGCAUGCCGUCCUCGUCUACGCUGGCGCGGUCAGCUUCUGCAUCUCCGGAGCCUUCAUGAACUACUGGACCACCAUGACCUUCCUGCUUUCCUCGCCUCCUUACCAAUACAGCUCCACCGUCAUCGGUUUGUUUUCUCUGAUCGGCAUUGCUGGCAUGGUCCUCGGCCCCCUGUACGCGAAAUUCAUCAUCGCCCCCAUCACGCCCUGGGCUGCCGUCAUCAUCGGCGCAGCCAUCAACCUCACCGGCAUCGUUAUCGGCACCUACACCGGUACCUUCACCGUCGCCGGCCCCAUUUUGCAAGCCUUUGGCCUCGACGCCGGCAUGCAAUUUACUCAGAUCGCCAAUCGUACCGCCAUCUACUCGGUCGAGCCCACCGGUCGCAAUCGCGUCAACACCGCCUUCAUGCUCAUGACUUUCCUGGGCCAACUGACCGGCACAUCGGCGGGCAACAAGAUCUAUGAGUUGGGUGGCUGGCGCGCCAGCGGCAGCUUCAGCGUUGGGCUAAUGGGACUCAUCUUUGUGCUGUCGGCCAUGCGCGGGCCGUGGGAGCCGCGCUGGCUGGGCUGGCAUGGCGGCUUCAGCUUCAGGAAGCGUGAGGGCUGUGGGAAUGCAGAGGAGUUGGCGGCAUUGCGGAAGAAGCAGGAGCAGGAGCAAGAGAAUGAGCAGCAUGAUUCGGCUGUGCAGUUACAACAGCAUGUGCAAGGCGAUGCUGAAAAGGGGAGCGUGCGGUAA
Molecule: messenger RNA, 1572 nt
Organism: Cyphellophora europaea CBS 101466
Lineage: Eukaryota; Fungi; Ascomycota; Eurotiomycetes; Chaetothyriales; Cyphellophoraceae
Exons: 1
Coding region: 1-1572 (523 amino acids)
Biological process (GO): transmembrane transport
Molecular function (GO): transmembrane transporter activity
Source: RefSeq, a predicted model, not a curated record